GAUGACGGAAACCCGGAGGGAGGGAAGAGAAAGAGCGAGAGAGCCGCGGCCAGAGCGCGGAGAGGCCUGCGGGCGGCAGCGGGCGGGCCGGAGCCUCCCCCCGAGCCGAGCCGCGCCGCGCUCCCCGCUCCGCGCUCGGCGCUCCGAGCCGUGAGCCCUUCGCCGCGCCCCGGGCGCGUGGCCGGGGCCGGGCGGGGCGGGCGCUCCCGGAGGCCGGGGCCGGCGGCUGCCCGCUGGGCUUGGGCGGGGCGCGGGCUGCGCGCUCCGCGGCUCGGUGGUCCCGCCGGGGGCCGGCGGCGGGGACGCGCGGCUCGCCGCCAUGGACGACAAGGCGUUCACCAAGGAGCUGGACCAGUGGGUGGAGCAGCUCAACGAGUGUAAGCAGCUGAACGAGAACCAAGUGCGGACGCUGUGCGAGAAGGCUAAGGAAAUUUUAACGAAAGAAUCAAAUGUGCAAGAGGUCCGCUGUCCUGUUACCGUCUGUGGAGAUGUGCAUGGCCAAUUCCAUGACCUUAUGGAACUCUUCAGAAUUGGUGGGAAAUCACCAGAUACAAACUACCUAUUCAUGGGGGACUAUGUGGACAGAGGAUAUUAUUCUGUGGAGACUGUGACUCUUCUUGUAGCAUUAAAGGUGCGCUAUCCAGAGCGCAUCACAAUAUUGCGAGGAAAUCACGAAAGCCGGCAGAUCACACAAGUGUAUGGCUUUUAUGAUGAGUGCCUACGGAAGUACGGAAAUGCCAACGUGUGGAAAUACUUUACAGAUCUCUUUGAUUAUCUUCCACUUACAGCUUUAGUAGAUGGACAGAUAUUCUGCCUCCACGGUGGCCUCUCCCCAUCCAUAGAUACAUUGGACCACAUAAGAGCCCUGGAUCGCUUGCAAGAAGUUCCACAUGAGGGCCCAAUGUGUGAUCUCUUAUGGUCAGAUCCGGAUGACCGUGGUGGCUGGGGCAUUUCUCCACGUGGUGCUGGCUACACAUUUGGACAAGACAUUUCUGAAACAUUUAACCAUGCCAACGGCCUCACACUGGUGUCUCGUGCUCACCAGCUUGUAAUGGAAGGAUAUAACUGGUGCCAUGAUCGGAAUGUGGUCACCAUUUUUAGUGCGCCCAAUUACUGCUACCGUUGUGGGAACCAGGCUGCUAUCAUGGAAUUAGAUGACACUUUAAAAUACUCGUUUCUUCAGUUUGACCCAGCACCUCGUCGUGGAGAGCCUCAUGUGACCCGGCGCACCCCAGACUACUUCCUGUAAAUUCCUCCCCAGGACCUGUCUUUGUAUGUGGAAGUAUACCUGGCUUUUUAAAAUAUAUAUAUAUACACAUAUAUAUUUAAAAACAACAGUUAUUUGUGUUUCUGUAACAAAUUGUGAUAUGUCUUGACAUUAAAACACAUCAUGGACCAAAACGUGCCAUACUAAUGAUGAGCGGUUAGCACAGUUUGAACUUUAGUACACUGUUGUAGACAGCCCAACAGCCUGCCUGCUGUACUGUAGUAACCAUUUUUCUUGGCUGGUUAAGCAAAAAGGGUCACUGACUGCUUCGUCUCCUUUGCGCUUACUUGGAAAUUUAGUUACAAGUUUAACUGGCAUGGAUUAUAGAGUUGGAGUUUUAUUUUUUAAGAAUUCACAAGCUGACUUCCACUUAAAUUCAUAAUCCUUUAUUUUAUUGAAAUGUAUGACUAACUGAAGAAGAGAUUCUUGGGAGUAUGUUGUCAUAACAUUAAAGAGAUUUCCUUUAAAGUUUCCUAAACUAAAUUACUGUUGGAUGUUGAUCUGCAUAUUUCUGUAUAUUUGUCAUGACAGUGCUUGCAUCCUCUUUGGUGUACUGAACAAAUAAAAAUUUCCAAUUUAGAGAAAAACA
Molecule: messenger RNA, 1856 nt
Organism: Mus pahari (shrew mouse)
Lineage: Eukaryota; Metazoa; Chordata; Mammalia; Rodentia; Muridae
Gene: Ppp2cb
Product: protein phosphatase 2 catalytic subunit beta
Exons: 7
Coding region: 320-1249 (309 amino acids)
Biological process (GO): mitotic cell cycle; peptidyl-serine dephosphorylation
Cellular component (GO): cytosol
Molecular function (GO): protein serine/threonine phosphatase activity
Source: RefSeq, a predicted model, not a curated record